UUUAGUAAAGAUGAUGUCUGCAAAAGACAUGGCAAAAGUGAUGAUCGUCAUACUUGCAAUUGUUUUUCUUACAAGAACGGAUGGGAAAGCUAUUAAGAAGAGAGCUGUGAGUGAAAUACAAUUUAUGCACAACCUGGGGAAAUACUUGGCCUCCCUGGAGAGGAUAGAAUGGCUGCGAAAGAAACUGCAGGAUGUGCACAGAUUUCCUAGCCUUGGAGCUCCACUAGGUGCUGGAGAAGGUGGUUCCCAGAGAUCCCCCCCAAAGGAGGAAAAUAUCCUUGUUGAUCACCACCCAAAAAGUCUUGGGGAGGGAGACAAAGCUGAUGUAGAUGUAUUAAUUAAAGCUAAAUCCCAGUGAAUACAGAUGUGACCAAAGCACUGCUGUGAACAGCUAGGGCAACAAUAUUACACACUGUUCACUUUUCUAAACUCCACGAAGACUACCAAAUGCCAAUAUUUCUACUGUUACCAAACUUUGCAUAUAAUCCAUUGCUAGACCUGAUGGCUGCAAUAUUAAUUGAUUAUUUUAAUCUAACUGUUAUUCGUUAAAGAGCUCUUUUGAUCAUUCUUUCUCUACUAUUCUUUUUAAAGUA
Molecule: messenger RNA, 593 nt
Organism: Ictidomys tridecemlineatus (thirteen-lined ground squirrel)
Lineage: Eukaryota; Metazoa; Chordata; Mammalia; Rodentia; Sciuridae
Gene: Pth
Product: parathyroid hormone
Biological process (GO): intracellular calcium ion homeostasis; cell-cell signaling
Cellular component (GO): extracellular region
Molecular function (GO): hormone activity; parathyroid hormone receptor binding
Source: RefSeq, a predicted model, not a curated record